This is a messenger RNA of Impatiens glandulifera, 1434 nucleotides long. Its product is annotated as AT-rich interactive domain-containing protein 1-like. Lineage: Eukaryota; Viridiplantae; Streptophyta; Magnoliopsida; Ericales; Balsaminaceae. The transcript has 2 exons. The record is from RefSeq and is a predicted model, not a curated record. The coding region runs from base 340 to 1065 and encodes 241 amino acids.
AAUACCAAAACGAUGUUGGGCUUAGGUAUAUUAGUGAAGAGCACAUGUAAUAGUUUUCAACUGAUAGAGGUACAGAGAGGAGAGAGAGAGAUUCCAUGGCAACUUCAAAGGUAAAAGCGUUCUGGAAUCACCCAAGUGGCCUUUGAAGGUAAAAGCGUUCUGGAAUCAUCCUGCUGAUCCUAAAACAACGGUAAUUCCAUCCAUGUCUUCUAAAUAUUUAGCAAUAUAACAUAGCAUGCAUUGGAGUCGUCUUUUAUGAGUCACUAGCAAUCCUAGUUGAAAAGUGAUUCAAUAAGACACUACAAUUUUUGAGGAAGAAACGAACCUUCGAAAAAGACGAUGACGAGGAAGAAGAGUAAACCUAUUCUCCAUAAAGAACCAGAUACACCUAGCUGGUUUGACUUCAUCAAUGAUGAUUGUACAAAACUAGUCAUUCCGGUUGGGCCUCGUUUUCAGGCAGAGAUUCCAGAUUUAACUGGUCCACCUUUAGGUGCUCAAUUAAGAUGGUUGGGCACCAAAGAUUGGCCAAUCAAUGUCCGAAAAUCAGAAACAAGAGCCUGCAUAAUCGGGAAAGGGAGAACCGAUUUUUGCACUUGUACCAUGCCCGGAACUAUUGAAUGCGUCAAUCACCAUAUCUUGAACAAAAGGAAGCAGCUGCAGGCUGAUCUUGGCCCUGCAUUCCAGAAAUGGAGAUUUGAUGAGAUGGGGGAAGAUGUUUCAAAGCUAUGGAACAUGCAGGAGCAAAUGAAGUUUAUCAAUCUUGUGAAAACAAAUCCAAUCUCGCAAGGAAAAUGUUUUCUGAAGCAGGCUCCUGAAAGUUUUCCUUCAAGGAGCAGAAAAGCCAUUGUUGGUUACUACUUCAAUGUUUAUAUUCCUAGGAGGAUAAGUCUGCAGACCAGGUUGGGAUGUAAAACUAUUGAUACUGAUGAGGAUGAGGAUGAUGAUGAUGAGGCUACCAAAACCUCCUCAACUCUGAAAAGCUCGAAGAAAAGGUCAAAGGCUGAAAGAAUUUCAUCCAGAAACUCUAAAAAUGUCCAAACCAAGUACUUAACUGGACAUCGAUGAGCAUGCUUCGGUACACUACUGUAUCCUUCAAAUAGAUAGUCAUUGAAUGGCAAGCCAAAUGUUAGUUGAAGAUUCAUAUUUGACAGUUUUGCAUCAGAGUAAGGUUUGGCUUGCACUAAUGAAACAACCAUGUCCAGCUUUCUUAACGUCUUUGAAAGCUUUUACCAAUUUUUUUUUCAAGAAUUGUCAAUUAUGUGUCAAUUCUUAAAAUUUUAUUGGGAAUAUCAAUCCCAAAUAGUGAUGAAUACUAAAUUUAGAGGUGGACACUUGGAUUAAAGGUUAAUAAUGUUGGGGACCAUUUUUGCAUGUUGAUUGUAUCGGUGUCGAGUUGUGGGUGUAGGAUUUUGUCAGGCUAGUGCUUGCUCCCUA